CAAGCACCACUUCCAAGAGUCAGCAAUGCAGCUGCUGGGGAUGGCAAGCCUCCUGUCCGUACUGCUCAUGUUGUCAAGUGUAAAGGCAGCAGCACCUCUGGAAGACAGGCCGGGUCUUCGGUCAAGUCAGGAGCUGAACAAAGAAAGGAAAGAGAUUAUUUUGAAGCUCUUAUCUGGGCUGCUAGAUUCCGGCAACAAUCAGGUGGGAAUCGAGAGCACCUUCCCAAAUCCCGAGGAUAUGGAAGAGGUGAAACUGGAGGAGAGGUCCCGCUUCAGUCAGUUGCCCCAGCGAGAUCGCAAAGCUCCCUGCAAAAAUUUCUUCUGGAAGACCUUCACCUCUUGCUGACGUCGUACACAGCACCGCUGACAGUAUAACUCUCCUCAAAGGAACUGACUUAGCACUGUACAUACGAUGUUGCUUUCUAUUUUGUUCGCCUGUGGGGUAAAAUUUCCUUAUUUUGCACAA
Messenger RNA from Pristis pectinata (smalltooth sawfish), 466 nucleotides. RefSeq names its product somatostatin-1B-like. Gene Ontology annotation, cellular component: extracellular region. Gene Ontology annotation, molecular function: hormone activity. The transcript has 2 exons. The coding region runs from base 26 to 346 and encodes 106 amino acids. The record is from RefSeq and is a predicted model, not a curated record. Gene Ontology annotation, biological process: regulation of cell migration. NCBI's taxonomy places the organism in Eukaryota, Metazoa, Chordata, Chondrichthyes, Rhinopristiformes, Pristidae.